GGGUAGAGUGUCGAACCUCAGACGUGCGCGCCACACUCACGUUCCAUCCCUAUCCAUGCCGUCGCUGUUUGGGCCCCAGCCCCCUUGUCCAAAGGGGCACGCUGGCAGCUCACCGCGCUCGUCGCAGUCAAUCGCGGGCCCCAGCGCCGCGCGGCGCGGGGGCGGGACGCGAUGUGCCGCUCCAAGGAGGCGCGGGAGCACUUCAUCUUCGUCCCGUGCGCGCCGCCGCGGCGCGUGGCGCGCGGUGUGAGGCACAGGGCCUUCCUCGAGGCCUGCUUGCAGCCCUCUGCGCUGGCGCCCGUCCGCGCCGCCGCCCCGGCUGCCGCCGCCGCCGGGGCCGCGCCUUCGGCGAGGUCCCUGGGCGCCGCGGUGGCCGGCGGGGCUGUGUGGGCGGCGGGCGCGGCGACGCUGGCGGGAAGCCUCCCGGGCGCGGCCGCCGCCGCCUCGAUGGUCAAGGUGGCCAUGAUGGUGCCGCCGCCGAUGGCCACGCAGCCCGCUUCGCGGAGUGGAGAGGAGAACGCCCAGGACACUGCGGUGGCCAGGCGGGAGGGCGGCUUCAUGGACACGCUGUUCCCAGGCUUCAGCGCGGACACGUUCAUCUGGCGGAUCUCGGUGCUGCAGCUCGUGGAGUACGCGGGCUCCGUCCUGCUGGGCAACAGCUACGGCGUUCCGAAGCUGUGCUCCCUCUACCUCCUGGGCGCCUCGUGGGGGCCAGCCAUCGCCGGCGGCGCCGUGUGGCGCCUGUUCCUGCCGAUGAUGCUCCACGCGAACCCGCUGCACAUCUUCUUCAACAUCUUCUUCCAGCUGCGGAUCGGUUGCAACAUGGAGAAGCAGUUCGGGAGACGGAAGUUCUGUCUGCUGUACCUCUUCUGUGGCUUCAUGGGCAACCUCCUCUCCGUGGUCGCGGACCCCAUGAAGCUCGCCGUCGGCGCGUCCACCAGCGGCUUCGGCCUGCUCGGGGUGUGGGCCGCCGAGGUGAUGCUCACCUGGGAGCUGCUCGGCGAGAGCCAGGGUCGCGUGUUCCUGUGGUUCGCGUUCAUGCUGGGCAGCUGCGUCAUGAUGUCGGCCAUAUCGCCGAGCGUCGACUUCAUGGGGCACUUUGGGGGCGCGCUCGCUGGCUUCCUCCUGGCCAUCAUGCUCGCCGACAUGCAGGAGGAGCACAGGCCGGAGUGGUACGGCAAGGCCAAGACGUCGGCCAAGAAUGCCACCGCGCUGAUUAUCGGGCUCAGCCUUCUGAAGGCCAUCACCCUUGGGCCUGACGGGCCGAUCCCUCACUGCGGCUCCAUGCUGCACCCGCUGCAGCUGCCCUUCUGAGAUUCUGAGAGGUGGAGCGCGCUCUCGCGCCAGGCAGCCCGCGCCCGGUCCCCGUCUUGCCCUGUAGAGUCAGUGCGUCUCUCCUCAUCGGGCCUCGCCCCCUUGUCCUCUAUACCCCUUCUGGGCUUAGCCUGCCCGUGCGCAGCGGAGCUGCCGUGCCCGCGCGGUGAACGGCAGAUGCCUCAGACGGCAUCUCGAGAGGUCGCGUGCGCAGCCGAGCUGCUCCCUUGCGGAUCCCCGCCGCGGCCGAGAGGCGCGCUGGGGAGGAGCAGCGAGGAGGACAGCACUUGGGCCUUCGGCCGGCCGCGGGCGCUGCCGCAGGGCCGGCGCGGGUCGGCGCGUCUCGGCGCGCGCGCGAGCCUUGCUUGUGGAGAACGCCCGCGGCGGCGCGACGGCGGCUUGUGGAGAAAACAUGUAAUCUCAGCGAAGAACUCUGAGAGCGAUGCGACGC
Messenger RNA from Prorocentrum cordatum, 1765 nucleotides. Lineage: Eukaryota; Dinophyceae; Prorocentrales; Prorocentraceae. The record is from the annotation of a GenBank genome assembly.